Cordyceps fumosorosea ARSEF 2679 is the source of this 675-nucleotide messenger RNA. RefSeq names its product 30S ribosomal protein S10. NCBI's taxonomy places the organism in Eukaryota, Fungi, Ascomycota, Sordariomycetes, Hypocreales, Cordycipitaceae. Gene Ontology annotation, cellular component: small ribosomal subunit; mitochondrion; ribosome. Bases 1 to 675 code for a protein of 224 amino acids. Gene Ontology annotation, biological process: translation. The record is from RefSeq and is a predicted model, not a curated record. Gene Ontology annotation, molecular function: structural constituent of ribosome. The transcript is spliced from 2 exons.
AUGCGCCGUCAUAUUACGCGACAGUUGGCACAAUUCCAAGAUGAAUCGACGUCGAGAAAAAUCUCUGUCGCGGCCCAACCUGGUCGGGAUGACGAGCUACGCAAUCCUCGGUCGGCGCAAGCUAUCCACCUCAAGCCUCUCCGCCGCACUCCAAAGCACGGCGUUCCUUCCUGCGACCUUCAGCUUCGGUCUUACAGCAUUCAGCCGCUUGAAUUCUUCUCCGAUUUUGCCCUCCGAGCCGCAUACUAUCUGGGCCUACCCGCGUUCGGGCCUGUGCCUCUGCCACGGAUAACGGAGCGGUGGACAGUUCCGAGGGAUCACUUUAUUUUCAAGAAGUCGCAAGAGAAUUUUGAGCGCAAGACAUUGCGCCGAAUGAUCCAGAUUCAGGAUGGAAACCCUGAAACCGUGCAGCUAUGGCUCGCAUAUCUUCGAAAACACCAGUACUACGGUAUUGGCAUGAAGGCGAAUUUUUGGGAGUUUGGCUCUACACAGGUGGAGAACCCGGUACAGUCUCUGGAUGGUGGUUCUGGGGAACUAAUGGCUGUUUGGGAGCAUCUCGGUCAGACCAAGUCGUUGACCGAGGAGGAGGCUGAGGAGAUGCUCAGCCGAGGCCGCUUGGGCGAUUCCCUGUGCGUGUCGCGUGCCAUGCCUCGCUCGACGCACCCAACCGCAUGA